Messenger RNA from Argiope bruennichi, 906 nucleotides. RefSeq names its product glutaredoxin-3-like (gene Grx3). NCBI's taxonomy places the organism in Eukaryota, Metazoa, Arthropoda, Arachnida, Araneae, Araneidae. Bases 85 to 732 code for a protein of 215 amino acids. The transcript is spliced from 8 exons. The record is from RefSeq and is a predicted model, not a curated record.
CAUCAAUAUUAUUGAAGAAUUAAAUAUUUUAGUUCAUUCAAAUUUUUGUCUUGUAUUUCGAGACCAAUACAGUGGUAUAAAUUCAUGAUGGAAGUAACUGGAACAAAUGAAUUGUCUGAGAAGUUAAACAGUCUUUCAGACUAUUUCACAGUAUUAUUCUUCUAUGUGGAAGAUUCAGCUGAAUGCAAUCAAAUGAAUGAUAUUAUUACUGAAUUGCAAAAUGAUGAAAAAAAUAAAAAUGCUGCUGUUAUUAAAAUAAAUGCUUCAAAAAAUGAAGAAAUUUGUAAGAAAUACAAUGUAACAGAUGUUCCAGCGUUUGUUUUUAUUGGUUCAAAAUUAAUGGGCGGCGAUGUAUUGGACAAUUUAGUUGGAGCUAAUGUUCCCCUAUUUUCUAAGAAGUUUGAAGAACAUGUGGAAGAAUUGCAGAAAUUUAAAGAUAGAUUAAAGUAUCUUAUUAAUAAGGCACCAGUUAUGCUUUUUAUGAAAGGAAAUCGUAAUGCUCCAAGAUGUGGUUUUAGUAAACAAGCAAUAGCUCUCUUAGAGGAUCACAAAGUCGACUAUGAAACCUUUGAUAUCUUAGAUGAUUUUGAAGUUAGAGAAGGUUUAAAGAAAUUUUCCAACUGGCCAACAUAUCCACAACUGUAUGUAAAAGGUGAGCUGAUUGGAGGCUUGGAUAUUUUAAAAGAACUUGCAGAAAAUGGUGAACUUGGUGAAGUAUUAUCUUCUAAUUGAGAAGAAUUACGUUUAGGAAAAUAAACUGAUUCAUUCUGAUGCAAAUCCAAAACAGUGGGCUGACAUUCAAAAAUGGAGAAAAUCACUUCAGAUGUAAAAUUGCAUAACAUCAUUUGCAAUUUUUAUUUUGCUCAUGUUCAGUUAUUGUACUUAUAAAUGAAUGCUUUAUUGAAA